Molecule: messenger RNA, 1632 nt
Organism: Postia placenta MAD-698-R-SB12
Lineage: Eukaryota; Fungi; Basidiomycota; Agaricomycetes; Polyporales; Adustoporiaceae
Exons: 8
Coding region: 1-1632 (543 amino acids)
Molecular function (GO): RNA helicase activity; nucleic acid binding; ATP binding
Source: RefSeq, a predicted model, not a curated record
AUGGCUGGGCACAAGCGGCGCGCGCUCACUACAGAUGACCUCCUUCGUAUGCAGGAGGAGCCCGGUCGCAAGAGACUCAAAAGAGAUCUAGACUCAGACAGUGAUGUUGAGGAUCAGGCGUCGGACGUGGAACGAAGUUCCAUCGCUUCCUCGUUAAGCUCGAGUUCUCACUCAGGCAGCGGCGGUGACGCACCUCGCAAUGAGCCCCCUAUUAUUUCUCCAACUCGGCCAUCCACGUUUGCCUCGCUGGGAAUAACCUCAACCCUAUUCAAUGCCUUGUCGAAGAUGUCAAUACGUGUGCCCACGGAGAUCCAGGCCGCCUGUAUUCCCCCACUACUUGAAGGCGAAGACUGCAUAGGAAACGCAAAGACUGGCUCCGGAAAGACAAUUGCAUUUGCCCUCCCGAUUCUCCAGAAGCUUGCGGUCGAUCCGUACGGCAUCUUUGCUUUGGUCUUGACACCUACGCGCGAACUCGCAUUCCAGAUCUCGGAACAGUUCGCUGUUCUAGGUUCAGCUCUCAGCCUACGCACAGCAGUGGUUGUAGGUGGUAUGGACAUGAUGGCACAAGCUCUGGAGCUGGGUCGUCGUCCCCAUGUCGUGGUGGGCACGCCGGGCAGGGUGGUGGACCUUCUCAAAAGCUGUAGUGGAGAGUGGGAUCUAUCUCGCAUUAAGUUCCUUGUCCUAGAUGAAGCCGAUCGCUUGCUGACACCAACUUUCGCACCGGAGCUCUCGUAUCUGUUUGAGACCCUUCCGAGAGAACGCCAAACAUGCCUAUUCACGGCUACUCUUACGCCUGCCGUAGAGAAGUUAGCUCAAGCGCCACCGCGACCAGGCAAGCAGAAGCCGUUUAUUCACAGAAUGACCGAGACGAUUGAGACGGUCGAAACGCUCCAGCAACAUUAUAUUCUAGUGCCAUCACAAGUACGCGAAUCGUAUUUAUAUUACCUACUAUGCAACCCUCCAGAGUCUACGCUCCACCUCCGCCGCGCCCCUCCGGAAUCUACAAAGCCGUCCAAGAAGCACAAGCCCGCACCCAAAUCCAAGCAAAAAAAAACAAAGCCUAAAGCAUCUGACGACCCCGAUGAAAUCGAGCAGCCCCCACCGACUAUCAUAUUUUGCAAGCGACCUCGCACUGCCGCGUAUCUCACGAACCUCCUACAGACGCUGCACAUCCGAACCACCGCGCUGCACUCCCGGCUGACGCAGCGCGAACGCCUAUCCUCGCUCUCGCUCUUCCGCGCGAGCGUCGUACCUGUGCUCGUGUCGACGGACGUGGGCGGUCGUGGUUUGGAUAUUGAGGACGUCGCGCUCGUCAUCAAUUGGGACAUGCCCGACGAGCCGGAGGAGUACACGCACCGGGUCGGUCGAACGGCACGUAAGGGCAAGGGUGGUGUGGCGGUGAGCUUCGUAACGGAGCGGGACGAAGAGCGCAUCCUGCGCGUGGAGGAGCGAAUUAAAACGAAGCUCACGGAGAUGGUGCUCCCUGAGGGGAAGGUACUCGAUCAGCUUAACGUUGUCUCCACGGCCAAGCGGCUCGCAAACAUGGAGCUCCACGACUCCGACUUCGGGAAGCGCGAGGAGAUUCACAAGAUCAAAAACGCAAAACGGAAGGCGGAUGUGGAAGGGACGUGA